AACGCAACCAGGGAAGGCAGUGCUGUGCUGCCAGCUGCUCUCGCUGAACAUAGACCGAAACAUAAAAUUUCAAAUGGGAUUGAAAGAUUACUACACCUGGACAUAUCCAAACAUACCGGAGCAUGUGGCCCAAGAUCUGGACAAGCUCGGCCGGUCGCUCGUGGUCGUUGGAAUUAUCGGCCGAUCACGAUGCGGGCUGGCAAACAAACUGCGAGCCUUUCGGAUGGAACCUCCUGGAGACCAUAAACCUGCCGACGGGCAGUUUCAGUGCUACUAUAAGCCAGGCACCUCCGCUUUGCUGCUGCACUUCGAAACGACCUUCGACGAUGCGAUAUUGGGCCAGCAGAUAGAUGAAUCCAUGGAACAGGACGGGGCCUCGUUUGACUUUGAUGACUUCUACGAGCGGAUGAAGUGCCGAUUCUUGCGUAUGAUGCUACUGGCGCUACACGUCUGCCACAUUGUAGUCUACAUAGAGACGGGUCAGACCUUUGACCUCUCUCUGGUGACCAUUUUGCAGCUCAUGAAGUUCGCCAGAGAACAGCAUUUGAUGCAGUUUCUGCCCAGUCUGUUGAAGGAGACCCCUGCUGGGGCACUGCUUGGCGAGAAGUGCCGCCUGUGCACCCCAAGGAUUCUGUUCCUGUUCGAGAACUUUCCCCAAGACGAUGCCACGACCAAGGAGUGCGUGUCCGCCUGCGAGUUCCAAACGGAGGACAGCAUCUACGAGUUUCUGCGCCACAAUCAGAUAAUCACCAACAGCAGUUCAAGCGCUCUGCUGGCUCUGCCCAACAAUAAGCAAUUUGUCUUCUACAAUGCCCACGAACAGCUCGAUGCGGACAGGCUACUGCAGUCCAUUGCAUUGCUAAACUUGGAGAUGCACAAGGUGGAUGUCAAGGAAGAGGAUGAUGAUCUGGAAGUGCUUGAGCUGGCACCCUUCGAGGGCUUUGUCAAGACUUAUGGAGAGUCCUUCGAGAAGAUAGAUUACGAGGAGCAGCAGUACAAGGCAGAGCACACUGCCUGGAACUUUCUGCAGCGGCACAUCCAAGACGCGCUGCUUGGCUGCUUCGACGAGGGUUCCUUCAAGCAGGUGCCCCAAAAAGGACAGCUGCAGUUGCUCAGCGCGCACGAGUGGCACGAUUGCAUGGUGGAGUUGCACAAGUUGCUGGUGCCAAAACAGGAAUGCCACAACGAGAUCCGCAACGAGGAUUAUCGCCUCUUUCUGCAGACCUUCGAUGAGAGCCUCAACUAUGAGAAGAAAUUCUGGACGCACCUGUGCGAGAUUGGCCUCAAGCAUGGCAUUGCCGCAUACAAAAAGGCUGCGCCAGCCAUUUACGGCAGCUCAAUGCACCAGCAACUGCUUGCCGAUGCCAUCAUCGUCUUUGAGGAGGGGGGACGCGGCCCACCAGCUGAGGCAGCCAUAGCCAAAAUGUCGGAAAUUUGUCUCAGGCACUGGCAGGACGGCAGGCAGCAGUGUGAGCAGCUCAGCCUGCGAUCGCAGCCGUGCACACAGCCCAGGGAUAUGCCACAUGACAAGCACAGCAGUGGCGUGAUUCACGUUUCCAGCUGCAAUUGCGGCAGGACACAGGGCAGGCGGGAGGAUCCGUUCAGCCUGCAGCAGGCCAACUACGAGUUCUACGAGCACAUGGCCAAAAUGUGCAAUCUUUGCGGGAAGGUGAAGCAGUUCAAGUUUCCCAUCUUCGAACCGUCCAACAAUGACUAUCGGGCAGCGGCAUUUGAGGUUGCAUUUCCCCUGCUGCAUGCCGAGAGGAAGAAUGCAGAACUGGAGCCGGAGGAAGAGGAUGAAGAGCUGCCCUCAGGAGAUGAAGAGGAGCAGCAGCAUAUCACAGAGAGCAAUGGCUGCUCUCAGCCAUUGUCCCCGACCUUUGGUUCGGAUUUGAACAUGUCCAUAGCUGGCUUUGGCGUCUCGCUGAACGAAUCAGAGCCGUGCUUCGAGCAGGAAGCGGACUCCACCUCUGAAGCGGAAUCCAGCAGCAGCGCCACCUCCAGCGUUGAGUCGAACAACGAGCUGGUGCUGCAGCUGAAGGAGCCCGCCAAGAAGCAAGAGGAACCCAGCGAGGAGUCCACCUCGACCCCCUCUUUGACCUCCACCACGGAAUAUCUGCCUGGACUGGUGCACACCUUGAGUAAAGUUGGACUUCUGCCGCUGUUUCCCAGCUGGUCGCUGGCCUGUGUCGGUCCCAGUUCUAUUUACAGCCACAACACGGGCCUGCAGGAGCACUUCCAGAGCGGAUUUCUCUCCGGCGCCAACUUCCUGCUGCCGUGGGACGUCCAACUCAGGCUCGUCCAUGCACCCAAGCACUAUCACAAUUCCCAUCAGCCACACAUGAGCAAGAGGCAGCAAAGAUAUCGCAAACACGGCGACCGCAUGGUGCUGAAGAUCUUCGUGGGCUUCGAGUACGAGUGCUCGCGCGGCCACCGCUUUAUGAUGUGCCGACCGGAUCGUGUGCUGCGCGGCGGUGCUGACAUCGAGCGGGAUACCUGCUGCAAGAUGGUGCACACCAACAUGCCCCUGUACUAUCCCUGUCCCUGCCGUUCCCAAAAGAAUUAUCUCGCCCAGCUAAUGCGGAUCCAUGUGGUCACGCCCAAGGCGCCGGUCAACAUCAUUGUGGAUCCCAAAGUGUGCAUGGGCAAGGACAAGUACACGUUUACGUUGGGCAGCCUGGUGCCACCGCGAUUAUCGCAGAGCGCCUACUGGAUUCUGCGUCUUCCUUAUGUCUACCAAGGCGACGAUGCGCUGAUUGCACCGCCGGAGAAACUGGAACCGGAGGAGAUGAUGGCUGGCGGCUAUCUGCUGGCGGGCAUGUUUGGCAUUGCCGAAACGGAUCCAACGCUGGACUUGAACGAUCAGGGAUCAGCCAGUGGGCUGGGAACUUUUACGAGAAUUUAAAGAGAAUAAAAUGCAAUUUUCACGCUUUGUGUUUUUCAGUAA
Molecule: messenger RNA, 2947 nt
Organism: Drosophila guanche
Lineage: Eukaryota; Metazoa; Arthropoda; Insecta; Diptera; Drosophilidae
Product: protein SMG8
Exons: 4
Coding region: 74-2905 (943 amino acids)
Biological process (GO): nuclear-transcribed mRNA catabolic process, nonsense-mediated decay
Source: RefSeq, a predicted model, not a curated record